CAGUCCUCCUGGGCUGCUCCUACAUUUUAGUUACUGUUCCUCUGAAGUCACUUUAAUUCCGAAGAAGCACAAAGGGAAGAGAAACCCACACAGCUGUACCAGAGUUGGGAGGAUUGUCUUCUCAGCCCGGCUUCAGAAUGGAUGCACAUCCCACCAGUAAGUCAACUCUUUAGAAAAUGGGGGCCAUGUCUUUAUUCUGCCUCCAAGUUAUACAUGCUGUGGGGAUCCAGAAGGGUCCGCCUCAUAGGAUCAUUGCCAGCCUAAACCAGUUAUUGAAAAGAAACGAGACAACAGGGAUCUCUUGGGCAAGAUGUUGAGGUUUGCCAGUCUGGUCUGAAGGAUUUAUUUCUUUCACUUCCACCCUCCCAAAGCCACCUGUGACUGAAAGAGGUCUGGCUCAUGUGUUCUUUCUGCAUUUGAUGCUUUACAGCUACAUGUGAAUGGAGGGAUACCAGGGCCGGCUCUACCAUUAGGGAGAAGGAGGUGGCUGCUUCAGGCAGUGGAUGCUGGGAGGCUGGGAGUGGCAGCAAGGGCAUUGGACGACAGAGCUCCCUGUGCCACACAGCCUGUCUGGUGUGCCCCUAAACUAGCCUGUGAAGGUGCAGUGGAGGAUGCUGCCCUGUGGCCAGUGUUGACUCAGGAUUCAAGCGCCACCAGUUUCCUUGGUUUCUGGAUGUGGGAUAGGAAGGGUGUCCACCUUCUCCUAUAUCUCAGCAUUCCAGUGGUGUUGGUCCACAAAGAUGUUGUUGGGAGACAGCCAGAUUUCACCCUGUGCUUUUUAUUUUAUGCCAUCCAAAGGAAAGCUUUCAUAUUCUUUGAAGUGUGCUUACAAGUACACCUAUUCUGGCUCAGAUUGUGGAUGAGCUUCCCCAGUUUGCUGACCUUUCUGCAUAACUUUCAGAUUGGGUUGAGCAGACCCAGCACCUUGGGGGUGAAGGGAAAGGAUGUGUGCCAAAUGACCUAGAGAAGUACAUUUGGUUAAGGGGAAAGACUGGAAGAAGGGGCGAUCCAAACUGGGCAAGCAGAGGUGCCCGCAGGAUUUUUCCUGGGGAGGCAGAAGAAAAACACUGAAAGGAGCGAUCAGGUUAGUUUUCCAGGGAAGGUUGUGUGGCUAAUAUUGCCUGUACGUUUUGCCUCAAACCUCAGGUUCUACAAUUGGUAAAAACUUAUUUUAAUUAAAAAAACACACACAACUAAUGUUGGGAAUCUGGGUUUCAUGAUUUAUCUGGGGCGGGGUGGGGACUGUUCCAUUGCUCCCCAAUUGUGGAUCCCUAUGUGUGAAAAUGCUGUUCGUGUCAAUGGUCUUUACAUGGGAGUUUUGAGACCUCCACUGCAUUCUCCAUUGUAUCCUCCAUUGCAUCUGAGAAACAAUAGGAAAAUUUGGGACAGUCAAGUGUAUAGGGCAGAAAGGGUUUGCUGAAGGCAGGAAAUGAAGGGUGGUAUUCAAGUAAGGGUUACUCAGAGUAGACCCGUUGAAAUAAAUAAACAUGGUUAUGUUAGGUCCAUUAAUUUUAGUGUGUCUAAUCUGAGUAAAACUUAGUUGGAUACCAUCUGAAGUAGGGGUUGUAUUCAGCUAGGAAGCCUCUGCCCAUUUCAGUUUUCUCAGCUUCUCAUUUUCCCAGACUUAAAUUCAGUUCUCCAUUUUUGAAGCAAUUUGCAAAAAAAAAAAAGAAAGAAAGAAAAGAAAAGAAAAGAAAAGGAAAAAGAAUCCUCACAAAAAUCCACCAGCAAGAUUUCUCUUAAACACAUUUUAUAUGCAAGCAUUUUCCUCUCAUAUAAUGCAUUUUGUAUGCUGUUUUGACUAAUUUAUUCCUUGUCAUCCACAUGUUCUCCCAAAAUGUGCAUUUUUGCAAACCUUGUUUGGUUGGAGAACUGCCUUGCAAACUUCAGAUAAGUGCGCAUUCGGAAGGAUAGCUGCGUUAUGGUUCACGUGUUGCUUCAGAAAGUGCAGAUUUGAUAGAUUAGGUUUUAAAUGAAUAUUGAAUCAAAUUUCCCCUCAAUCCCUACUCACCAUAGACCUGUUGGAUUGUAUCUAUCUAUUUAUUUAUUAAAAUUUAUACCCCUUGAUUGGAAAAAAAAUCCUCAAAACAGUUUACUAAAAUCGUUAGUCCAACUCAGGAGUAGACCUGUUGAAAAUAAUAGACCUAAGUUUCUCAUGUUCAUUAAUUUAAAUGGAUCUGUUCUGAGUAGUACUGGAUCCAACCGAAUCUGCUUUCCUAUUAAUUAUUUUCCUUGAAAACUUUCUGCAAUUGUGGCAUGUAAGCUGAGGGGACACUCUGCUUCUCUCCCAGCUGUGGCAGCCCCACCAGUUGCCAGAGCCCAGAGAGGCAGAAUGGGGCAGUGGUGAGGGUGAAGGAAGCCACUGGGCUGGUGGCAUCCCACCUCAGUCGCCAUGUUUUAACUCUCUCCAGGGGGCUCAGAGCCUCUCCAUGGUGAACCCAGCUCUUUCGGCAUAUGUCAGCUGUACCUUAUCAUUGUUUCAAAAACGUGUAGGUGUGCUUUUAGCUACCUUUUUAUCCAGGUGAUAAACUCUUAGAGCAUGUUGUUAUUUAGAUUUUGUGACGUUAGUCUGUUUUUAUUGACUGUUGAUUUAUUUUAAGUGUUUUUUUCUUGAAGACUAUUAAGUUUUACGGCAGCGGCUUAGGCAAUGAGGAAUUUAUCACUUAAGGUGGAACACAAACAAAAACCUCUUUUGGGGUGUAGGCAAGGGAAAUAAACCAUGUGGGUCUUCAAACUGUGGCAACUCUUAGGCACUGAGGUGGCUGGUGCCCAUUGGGCCUAGUAGGGCAGAAGGAAGGAGCCCAUAAUCUCGGCGGCCAUUUUCGGUGCUCCUCUUGCUCCCACCCAAAAGAGUUUUUUCAGGGGCACAUGAGAUCUCAUCCCCAAAUAAACUCUUUUUCGGGGCAACAGUGAGACGCAGGUCAAGUGACUCACACAGGACUGUGUCCCAGAAUACACAUGUCUCAGUUUUGCACUGGGAAAAGUUGGGAGGUUUGGGAGCGAGAGUAGGUGGAGCCAAAGCCAAUGACAGACAGAGCCAACUAAUUCUAGUUUUGUGCUCCAUCCUUCCCCCUACUAAGGCAACACUGAGGCCUAAGGAGGAGAAUGCUGACAGGAGGUACCAUCCCUUGGACUAGCAGUUGGCAUGAGGGCAGAUCAAGGUUGGUGGGGCAUUUGCCCUAAUGGUGGCCCAUUUGCCCUAAUGGACUAGCCUCCACCUGUCAGAGUUUGGGAAAGGUGCUCUCUCAAUAUAUAAAAUUUAUUUCUACAAUUCAUUACCCAUCAUUCUGUCAGGGAUACAUAAACAUUUAGCUUGGCUUCUGUUUUAGAUUCCUACCUCUUGGACGUGGACCAGGCAGACAGUUGACACCUGCCUUUGCUAUCACAUAUCACAAAUAAAUUGUAUCCUAACGGGCUGGAAUGUUGGAAGUGGAGAAAGUUCACCAAGACAGACAAGGGUCCAUGACAAGAUCCUCAGGGCCUUCUGAAAAAUGAGCAAGGAACAUGUGCCUACUUUCCCCUCUUCCCAACCAUCCCAAAGCAUCUAUAGCUAAUCACAGCUAGAUGGAUGGGGGGAGAUUUGUCUCCUUGUGGAAGUAGGCCAACUGUGAUCCUUCCCCUCGCAAGGCCCCAUGUUCUCUUUUGCUGUACAUAGGGUAGUCAUGGUGGCUUCCAAAUGGGAUGCUGUCUUAGGUCUGGGUAACAGGAAAGCUGCCACCCACUUCCCUCCAAAUCUAAGAAGACCCUUGGAAGCUCCAUGUUAGAAGAGGAAAUCAGGAACUGGCCAAUUACUGGUUCCCAACUAAAAGAGUGGGAAGCCAAGUCUUGUUUUUCAAGGAAGAUUUAUCUUUGGGAGACUCCUCUGACUCCUUCUCUCUCUUCCCCCCUCCUCUAGAUUUUGUUAUAAUAAAUUUGAUUUUUAAAAAAUGUCACUUUAUCCACUAUCUGACCAAGAUCUAGGUCCAUAAGGUGCCUUCCAAAGUAUCAUCAAUAAAUGAAAAGGGAUACAUUAAACUUAGCUAGACUAGAGUAAUGUACCUGUGCCUUUCCACAUGGUUCAACUAUCAAUCUCUCUUUCAAAGGGAACUCUGGGAAUUGCAGCUCUGUGGGGGGGGGGAGGUCUCCUGGCAGCUCUCAGCAUCCUUAGCAAGCAACAAUCCCCAGGAUUCUUUGGGGAAGAAGCUUAGAAUGGUAUGAUGCCAUUUUACAAGUAUAGAGCUGGUGGGCCCCUAGUCCAUCUACACAACUAUUAAAGGUGCAAGAAACCUGCCUACUUUCACAUCUGCCCCCCCCCCCAAAUUGGGACACCCUGAUUGGGGUAAGGUUAAAGCAUAUUGCAUUGUUCCAGUGGUUGUGGUGAUGGUUCAUUUUUUAUGUGCCACAUACUAUCAAAACAGGAAAAAACCCCAAUCAUGCAACAUGGUUAGAACACAUUAUAAUUAAUAACGCACCAUAAUUAAAAUGCACAAUAAAAGAAUCCCAUUAAGAUGUAAACAACUGUAAUUAAAAUAUUCAAUAAAACAAUCCCAUUAAAAUACGGUAAUUGAAUCAGGUGACUCAGAGCAGGAAAUCAAGAGGAUGUUUGUGUAAACAGUUGGUGUCCAGAGCCAUUUAGAAAACUGCCAGCUACAGAAGUGCAGAGAGAGUGGAAAAGGAGGGGUUAGCAGUGCAGUCCUAGGCAUGUCUACCCAGAGGUAAAUUCCAGUGGAUACAAUGGGAUUUACUGCAAGGUAAGUGUAUUUAGGAAUGCAGCUUUAUUCAUCCUAAUUCAUAACACUGAACUCGGAGUCUCUCGGUGAGAUUGAUUCAGGAUAGAUUAAAAAACAAAGGUAGUUCUUCAUGCAACACCUAACUAAUUUAUGCAAUUCAUUGCCAGGAAUUAUGGUGACUACUAGCUUCAAGGCUUUAAAAGGGAGUUAGAUGACUUCACGAAGAAGAUGUAUCUCAACAGCUGCUAACCAUGGUGGUUAAAUGGAAAAUAUGUGUUUAUUUUCAACUGGGGAGGAAGACUGAGGUCUCAGGAGGGUGGGGAAUUUUUAUUAACACAUUUUAAAUGGUCAAGUCACUCUUUCUCCUCAAGGGCGGUGGACAGUUGAGAUAGUCUACCCCCAGGGCAGAAGUUGUGCCAAAAGUGGAUGCAGAUUUGCAUAGAAUGUGCAUGUCCUAAUAUGUAUAUAGCUACAAAUUUAGAAACAAGUGUCGUGAUAUAAAUAGAAAUACAAUACAUCCCACCAUAGUGAGGAGGACUGUUAUUGAAUGACCUGUGUGUCAGCCUGCUCAGUCUGUUGUCUGGGUGCUAACUGUUGAUGUGCAACUUCAUGGCCCCUGUUCUUCAUUCAUAGGGUUCUUUGUCUCUAAACUUGGCUAUGGAAACCAGGUAGACCUUCAGAUAGAAGUCUGUCCUCUACAUGGUAGGACACAUGGCUAAACUAUCCUCCCCUUCAGGUUGAUGCACCUUGAUGGUUUCAUGAGUACCAUUCUCGAGUUAAAAGUUAGCAUGACUGUUGAUACCCUGGUUGGUCUGUGGAAUAUAUGGAGAUGACCAGGUAUUCCACAUAAUUGCUCCUGAGCUUCAUUUCCUAUUAAAUAAAAAACAGGUUUGACUCCUUGGUGUAUCAUAGAAUCAUAGAGUUGGAAGGGACCACAAGAAUUGUCUAGUCCAACCCCCUGCAAUGCAGGAAUCUUUUGCCCAAGAUGGGGCUUGAAACCCUCACCCUGAGAUGAAGGGUCUCAGUCUCUACCAACUGAGCUACUGCAGAGCAAUGGUACAAAUAUUGUGGGACUCCACCUCUGCUAAGCCCAAGUAAGCAUGGUUUUUGGUCACUGUUGGAAGCAGGAUGUUAAAUCAGAUGGACUUUGGGGCUGAUCCACAAGGAUUCUCCUUUUGUUCUUGUAUAUGCCACACACCAGUGAGCCCCCACCAUGAUGCUACUGAGAGGUCCUUGGCUAGUGCCAACCUGGACCCCUACCCAGCACUGCUGCUGCUGCUUGAAGUGUCUCAAUCCACCUCCCCAGGGUUCAUGGAAGGCACGGUUUGACCACAACUGGGGAUCUAUGGGGUUUCUACUCUGCUGUAUAGGAUUGCAGCCUCUGCGUAGCAACAUUGAGCUGCUGUAUUUGGAAUCAAUUUCCUUCGGAAGUUCACCAGUUCAAAGAAUCCUGGAACGCCUUCAUCCGCUGGAACAAGCCUCAGGCCUCCCAGGAGCUGCUUGGUUAUCUUGAUCUUUUAAUUGCUAUCUCUUGGGCUCUCAUUUGAGAACUCUAUUUAAUUUUAGCCCCAUGUCUUUGAAUGUUUCCAGAGCUUCCUACAGCCUCUGGUUCUGGUCUCCUCAGAUCAAAAUGCCAUCUGUGAAAAGCUUGGUGCUCUGGAUAUCUUCAGAAACAUGCCACUUACCCUCACUGAGCAGACGGCUCUGCAGAAUGCCUCUCAAAGAGGAAUUUGCAGAAAGAAUAUCUCUGAAGUAGGAAGUUGAAAGUACCCAUCAGGGCACGUUCUGUGUCCAAGGGCACUUUGACAAAACACAAGGGAGAUUUCGAAAGGUGGAAAAAUACUCAGCCACAGCCAGCUUCUUAAAUGUUUCUUCUUGCAUUGGCUGUGGAAAAUCCCACCAACUUGGGCACAUCAAGGUACUGAUGCAAUGUUCCAUCUUCUAUUUAUCCAGUUUUGACCAUCUACACUGCUGCCUCUUUUUCCUGCUAUCAGGUGCUUCAGUAGUCUGCCGGAUCAUUCUUGUCUGAAACCCUGGAGGGAUGCCAGUUGGUGCAGACAGCAUUGAACUAGGUGGACUUGGUUUAAGGCAGCUUCCUAUGCUCUUUACUUUUCUGUUUCACAGCUUUGAAUCCAGAGGCUGGUACAAUUUAGCUUUGCCAGUUCCAUGGAUAGUUUCCCUUGGGCCCUAGAACAGGAGUGAGGAAUCUGUGGUCAGGGACGAUGGCACUUCCAAGUUAAGUGCUUAUAACAGUAAUAGGAAACCUGUGGUCCUCUAUGUGUUUUUGGACUCCAACUCCCAUCAACCCCAGCCAACAUUGCCAGUUGUAAAGGAUGAUGGGAGUUGUAGUUUGACAACAACUGGAAGGCCGUAGUUCCUCACCUCUGUCCUACAAUAAUGUUUGGGACAGCAAUCCUAUACCCAUUCACCACUGGACCUGAACCCCACUGAACUCAGUAGAACUUACUUCUGAAGUCUUUUUGCAAUUAACAAGACCUCAGCAUCCAUUUAAUCAAUGAAGUCUUUUGCUUUCAUUUGGACUUAUGCACAUUUAACCUGGACUGUAUGCUAGGAAUGAAUCCUCUGUUCUGUCUAGCAAGUGUGUGGGCUCUGUGCCAUUGAAAUCAGUGGGACUUUGCAUCCUAUGCUCUCUUUUUAAGAAGUAAGCCCCACUGAAUAUGUGGGACUAAAAGCUGAGCAAACAAAUAUAGGAUCAGGCUGUACAAAAUAUUUAGUGCAGGUGAGUUCCGGCACCUCUUUUCCUAGAAAAAUAACACUGCAUAAGCCCCUCAUAUUAUCCUCACAACAGCCCCGUGAGGUCCUUUCAUCUGAAAGAUAGUGACUAGCCCAAGGUCAUACAGUUAAUUUCACACAUAACUGGGGAUUUAAAUUCUCCCAAGUUUUAGUUUUAUACUCUAACCCCUAACCUGGUACCCUUCAUAAUGCAUGGCCCAUGGUCAGGGAUGAUGGAAGCUGGAUUCCUUCUGGAAGGCACCAGGUUGAAGAAAGCUUGUUGGCUCUCAUUAUUCACCUUGCUCAUCUGAGGAUGAGCAUCUAACUUUGCAGAAGUGCUGCAUGCCUCCAGGUGAUGGGUUAACCACACAGAGCUGCUGUAUCCUUCAAGGUCUCUAUGAAGAACUUCUGAUGGCUACAUGCCUCCUUCCUUUUUUUAAAAAAAAUAUUUAUUAGGGUUUAACAAAUACAGAAAAAAGAAAAACAAACAAUAAACAGUUAAAAAACUUCAAAAGUAAAUAAAAAAAGUAAAAAUACAGUAAAGAACAACAGUUACAAUACAUCAACUCAUUAAGAAAGAAAAAACAAAAACAUUUAAAAAGCAAAAACAUUUAAAAAAAAGAAAAAAGAAAAAAAAGGGCCAAUGUUUUCAUGUCCUUAACUUUCAUUUGCUUAUUUCCUUGACUUCCUCACACCUCCCUUUUUGUAUUCUAGUUCAAUUAUCUAUUUCAGCAAAUCCUUUCCCUCUUUCUCAGAUUUAGUUCCAUAAUUUAUCUUAACACAAUUUAGCCUUAAAUUUUACACCUUUACCCAUAAUCAAUCCAUUCUUACUUAAUUCUCAAUAACAUUUCUACUAAAGCCAUAUAUCUUCUUUCUAGUAUCCUUCUAACAUUCAUUAAUUUUACAAUAUUUCUGUAAGUAUACUUUAAAUUUUUUCCAAUCUUCUUCCACCAACUCUUCUCCCUGGUCUCGGAUUCUGCCAGUCAUUUCCGCCAGUUCCAUGUAGUCCAUCAGCUUCAUCUGCCAUUCUUCCCUGGUAGGUAGAUCUUGUGUCUUCCAGUGCUUUGCGAUGAGUAUUCUUGCUGCUGUCGUAGCGUACAUAAAGAAAGUUCUAUCCUUCUUUGGCACCAAUUAGCCGAUGAUGCCCAGGAGGAAGGCCUCUGGUUUCUUCAAGAAGAUAUAUUUAAAUAACUGGUGUUAUGUACCACCUAUAGAUCAUUUUCAUUAAAUUCUCUUUUAAGGCAUUACAUGCCGUAAACUUCAUACCUGUGGUCCAUAACUUUUCCCAGUCAGCCAUCAUAAUGUUAUACCCAACGUCUUGUGCCCAUUUAAUCAUAGCAGAUUUCACCAUUUCAUCUUGUGUGUUCCAUUUCAACAGCAAGUUAUACAUUCUUGACAAAUUCUUAACUUUAGAAUCUAACAAUUCUGUUUCCAAUUUUGAUUUUUCCACUUGGAAGCCUAUUUUUUAAUCCACAUUAUAUACCUCCAUUAUUUGAUAAUAAUGGAGCCAGUCUCGCACUUUAUUUUUUAAUUUUUCAAAACUCUGCAAUUUUAGUCUGUCUCCCUCUUGUUCCAUGCCUCCUUCCUGUCCAGCCCAGCAGUGCAAAGGUGAUGUGAUGGCCUCACCCCCGGAGCACAACGGAAACUCAGCUUAUGUUUAUCGCACUACAAUGUGACCAAUGGUGUUAGUUAAAGUGGAAACUGUGCACAUAGUUGUGUGACUGGUCCCCGAAUGCAGUCGAAUUGUAAUAACCAGGAAUGUAUGAGGGUGGGACCUUACUUGAGUGGGUCAAACCCACAUACUAAGGAACAUGCAUGACUAGGCUCCUCGUUCCUACCUCUACACCUCAAAAUCUAGGUCAUUGCUUCCCCUUUUCUGACCAUAUAUUUAGCAAUGGUAUUGCACGUGCACUGUAGCAUAGAUAAAGAGUUUCCAGGACAAAAUGGGUGGGACUUCCCUUUUUUGUCCAGACAUGAGAAAAUAAGAUAAAAAUAAAAGAAUGGUUUACCACAGACUAGUGGCUGUGUUUGGAAAGAAAACACAGGACUCAGCUAUACAGUUGCAAAUGAAACAUUUUAAGUGUGUUUUAAGUGCAGUAUACAAUGAGACACUAAAUGGCGGUGGCCAUUGAAUUUAUGGAAAAUUCAAUGUAUUUUUAUUAUUAUUAUUUUUUUAAAGCAUUUUCAGAAUGGUUUUUAUAUGUGUGUAGAUUCCACCACAAUGUGUGAAAAGCAUAAGGAGCCAAAGUCAGUCCAUAAGGGGGGGGGGGACUCCAAAAUGCAAGGCUGGGCAUAAACCUUUGUUAGGACCAACCAAAAUGUCAUGAAAUUGAGGUGAGCUUUCAGACUCUCUAGAAUUCUUCAGCAGGCAGGGUGUUACCUAAAACAGGAGAAGGAGGGAAAAUAAUAAAGCAAAAAGGUACAAAAAUUAGGCUGGAUGUUGUAGCCAUGGGUCAGUUCCAAUAUGGGGUUUGCAAACUGAAUAUGUCCCUGCCAGGUAUUACAGGUAUCAGAUUACUCCUCUAGGAUUGUGGAAUAAAGAAGCAAUGACUGUUCCCCAUUUCCAAGAACAGCCCUGCAUCUUAAUCAAAAUACCAGUUCCUGUUAGGUACAACAUGUGAAGUAUGUUUUCAAUGUCAUUAAAGCAGGUAUAGCUUGAAAAAUAAAUCAAAAGAGGACUCCAACGUGGUUUAAAAUGUAUCAUGAUAUUGGAUGCCUCCAGACUUGCAUUACUUUGCAGAGGGAUUCAAGAGGACACCAGGACACCAGGUUUUGCACAAUUAAAGGGCUCUGUUGGCCUAGUGCAACAAAUCCACUUUAAGGCAGAAGUGAGCUUUUGGCUGUUUGAAAAGUGAUAGCAUUGAAAAGCAAAGGAUGAACAAAAGACGAAUGGGAAGAUGCAUACACAACGCACAGUAACUCACAUAACCACCCUGCAAACAAAUUGGAAUAAAUGCUCAUUAAAGACUGGAGACAAUACUUUUGCCUAAGCUUUGUGCAAGCAAGUCAGAAUAAAUGCUCAAUAAAUACAGGUAGGUAGCUGUGUUGGUCUGACGCAGUCGAAACAAACAAACAAACAAAUGUAUGUCCAGUAGCACCUUAGAGACCAAAUAAGUUUGUUCUGGGUAUAAGCUUUUAUGUGCACACACAUUUCUUCAGAUACACUGAAACAGAAGUCACCAGACCCUUAUAUUAGUGGGAGGGUGGGGUGGGGUUUUUCUCAGAAGGGUGGUGGGAGAUGAGUGAUUGACUCAAUGGGCAUGGUAAACCUGUUGACGACUGUUAACGACUGCAAUUAGUCAUACAUGAAAAAGCAAGGGAUAGUAUGCAGAUGACCAAAGAUAGCUUUAGCAUAUGUAAUGAGACAAGAAUCCAAUAUCUCUUCUGUUUCAGUGUAUCUGAAGAAGUGUGCAUACGCAUGAAAGCUUAUACCCAGAACAAACUUAGUUGGUCUCUAAGGUGCUACUGGACUAUUUAUUUAUUUAUUUAUUUAUGCAUGCAUGCUCAAUAAAUAAGUUGCCUGGAGGAGUCCUUUUAUAAUACUUUUUUUUUUUUUUGCUAUCAUCAUCUAAAGAAGUUAGCAUUUGCUGCAGUUUAACAGUUACCCCCAAAUCUGUCAUCUGAAAAGAGGGUUACCUCAGUCUAUCUAAUGGUGCAGCUAUUCCUGAUUCCCACAAGGAAAAUAGAUAUUGUGAUUUCUGAAAACUGUUGAAUUCAAAGUCCAGUCUGAAUACCCAAUUCCGUUUUUACAAACGCUGCAGCCUUCAGAGAAAGAGAAUCUUGAUGCUGCUGACAUUUAUUUUCAGCUACUGCAACAGCUUCCCAUUUAUUGUCAGAAUCUUGCUGAGUGCUCUGAGUAAUCUUUAUUUAACUAUGGAGCUGCUGGCCCCCAGACCGCUACUUCUUCUUCUUCUUGGUCUGUAGUGAAUCAUUCUGUGGUUUUCUCAUCUCUGACAUCACCCACCCAGUUUCCUAAGAAUAAAAGAGGAACUACGUACAACCUACAGUAACAUCUAUGUGUAGCCACUGGUUGAUAAAUAGCAAGGCCUCCUCUGCCCCUUUAAAAACCACCAACACCUUAGCUGCCACCACCGCUCCUUAAAAAUGGGAGUCAGGGUAUGCAAGCCCAGUCAAGGGGCAUUUCCACCAAAGAUCUAAUGUAAAUGUUAGGAUCUGGAAUGCUUUUGCACUGGGUGUGAAUUUGUAAUUGUUUGCUAAUUUCAGCAAAAUAUUUAUCUGAUUUGGAUUCUUCCCACUCCAGGAUGCUUUGGAAGGAAAUUAUGGACUUGGUAAUAUUUUGGGAGCGAUACUUCUAGUAGUUUGGAGAGAGGGUCAUGGGGAGAAUUUUAGGGCAACAAUCCCUAUGUGUGUUUUUAGUCUUUUUGGCUUGUAUUUACCUCAUAAACCAUAACAUGGGCCCUGCUGGAUCAAACCAAAGACCCAACUAGUCCAGCAUGCUGUUUUCUCAAUUACCAACCAAGAUACCUGUGGGAUGUCUACAAGCCAGACAUGAACACCAUACAUUCUUCCCACUUGUGUUCCCCAGCAACCACCUCUGAUACUGAUAGGGAUGUUUCCAUCAUGGUUUGUAGAUACUGAUUGCCUGAUACUCCAUGGAUUGGCCUAAUCCCUCUUUUAAAGCUAUCCAAGUUCAUGACCAUCACACUAUCUUGUGUAGCGAACUCCAUAGUUUAAGAACGCAGGAUACUUUCAAGUCCCCAAACCGCUUUUAAGACUUUAAGGAACAGUUUGUGGGAACAGCGGGGGAUGCGGGUGGUGCUGUGGUUUAAACCACUGUGCCUCUUGGGCUUGCUGAUCAGAACGUCGGCGGUUCGAAUCCCCACGACGGGGUGAGCUCCCAUUGCUCGGUCCCUGCUCCUGCCGACCUAGCAGCUCGAAAGCACGCCAGUGCAAGUAGAUAAAUAGGUACCGUUCCGGUGGGAAGGUAAAGAGUGUUUCCGUGCGCUGCUCUGCUUUCGGUGUUCUGUUGCAGCAGAAGUGGCUUAGUCAUGCUGGCCACAUGACCCGGAAAAACUGUCUGCAGACAAACGCCGGCUCCCUUGGCCUGUAAAGCGAGAUGAGCGCCGCAAUCCCAGAGUCGUCUGCGACUGGACUUAACUGUCAGGGGUCCUUUACCUUUACCUUUACCUUUUGUGGGAACAGCACCUGAAGGACCAGCUCUGAGAAAAUGUAGGUGGUCUAAAUGUCCGUAUCAGACAAGGAGUGGUGAGACCUGGGUUGAAAUCCCCACUAAGCCGUGAAGCUCACUCAAAGGUCUUGGGUUGACUGCUGAUUCUACCCCAUAGAGAAGUUAUUAGGAUAAAAUGGGUUUGUGUGUUUCCAAGAGAACCUUGUAUGCUGAGUUGUUCAGAAGACGAGCAGCUUGAAAUGUGCAGGUCAAAAAAUGGCCAUGUUCUCUUCUGGAUCAUAUUCUUGACAUUCAGAGCAAUCUCGGGUGGGAGUAAAAAAAGUUUAUUUUUCUUUCAGGCACAUCAGAUUUAAAUGAAACCGAGGAAGCUGAGCUACAGACUAUCAAAAAGCAUAAGGAAGAGCUGCUGGCAGACAUCCAGGUGGGCACCACCCCAAGAGCAGUUAGGCCAAGUCUUCCUCAACCUGGUGUUAGACUACAAUUCCCAUCAGCCCCAGCCUGCAUGGUGAAUGGAAUGGGAUGAUAUGAACUGUAGGCCAACAUCGUCUUCAGGUUGGCAGUGGCUGCAGCAUUGCCAGAAUUAUGACUAUCGCUGGGAAGGGUCCAAACACAAGAAGCUUCCUUAUUCUAUGACAGACCACCAUUGGUCCAUGUAGCUCAUUAUUGUUGAUGCUGCUUGGUAGUGACCCUCUAGCAUUUUAGACACGAGUCUUUUCCAACUGUACCUGAAGAUGGUGGAAAUUGAAUCUAGGACCUUUUACAUGUAAAGCAUGGGCUCUGCCACUGAGCUAUGGCCAGGGCAGGCCCACCCAUGAGGCCAGGUGAAGCAACCACCUCAGACGGCAGGAUCCACGGGGGCAGCAGAUCCCAAUGUAGAGCUCUCUGUUAGGUUUCUGUUUAUGCCACUGUGCAGUUUUUAGAGUCACAAGACUCUGUUGACAUUCCAGACUGUUGGAAGUCUCACGGGAGACAGGAGACGGAUGUUGAUGUUACUGGUUUCCUGUUUUUUUGUUCCAGUUGCUCACUGACUCUCACAGAGAGAAGAUGCAUAUUCUUUUCUGUCCUGCGUAGUUAGAAAUAAACGUAGCGAUGUAGCACAUAUUUCCAGCUCCUUCAGCUGUUUGUAUACUCUGCGUAAUGAGGGAACAUGCCUGAAGCCUCAUUAAAGGGUUAGGUCAUUAAUCACCUUCGGAGGAGAGCCAUUACAGCUCGGCCAUAUGCAACAGAACCUCCAACACUUUCUUCCCUCUUUGUUCCUUCACUCACCCCUUCUUCUCUGGCCAGAGUGGGGGCAGCAUUUGGUGGUUCGCUUCAGGUGCCAAAAUGUCUUGGGCUGGCCCUGGCUAAGGCCCUUCCCCCAAGGCCAAGGCCACACCUUUCCUCCCAAAACACACAUUCAUCAUAAUCACGGAUGCAGCCCCAGGGAAAGAGUCCCAGCCUUGUUGCUAGAAGACUUGUGACCAACCAUCUCUAUUCAGUCUCUGGCUUGCAAUGUAUCUUUAAAAAAAAUUAUUGACUUGCUACCAAAUCAAUUAUAUUUGUGAUUUGCUUUAUAAUUUUUAUUGAUUUGCUACCAAAAAAAAGUGCAAACAUAACAAAAAGAAAGAAAAUGAAGAAUAAAAAAAAUAUAAGCCAUAGCCUGGAAGGACAAAACCCCAUAGAUACAAUGCUACUCCAAAGGGACAAAAAAAUAGUUUAACAGUCAGUCAUUUCCUUACAGGGAGCUCUGGGAAAUGUAGCUCUGUGAAGGGAAUAGGGGGUCUCCGAACAACUCUCAGCACCCACAACAAACUCUAGCUCCCAGAAUUCUUUGGCUGAAGCUACAAGUGCUUAAAAAGUAUGGUGUGAAUGUGGUCUCAGUCUCCUUCUGCAGAUGUUAUUCAUCUGUAAAAUGGGAAUAACCACAGCAACCUCCCCCUAAUGACUGCCUCAAGGAUAAAGAUUGUACAGCAGUUACCAGGGCUGAAUCCACAGCAAACAGUUUCUGGGGAAACUACUAAAUGUUUUGACCACUUGAUGGACAGCUGACUUUAAAAACAAACCAGCGGUAUGGGUUCCCUUCAGAUGAGAGCGAAGUGACUGUAACAAGCCCCAAGUCUAUUUUAGUAACCAAGUGUAACUGGUCUUUACUUCCUUUUCACACGUCAGACUUCUGCAGUGAAUACCUAUUCUGUGUGCUGUUCUUUCUUCUCUCACCCCUCCCCUCCCCUCCCCUCAUUCUCUCUCUUUUCUCUCAUUUAUAGAGGCUAAAAGAUGAGAUUGCAGAAGUGUUUGAAGAGAUAGAUCGUUUCCAGCAAACACAAACAAGGUGAGGAGCCAGGGAUGUUCCACAAGGAGGAGGGAUGGGAAUCUUCUGGCUCUCUAGAUAUGUAGGACUCCAGCUCCCAUAAGCCUUAGUUAGAAUGAUCAAUGAUCAGGGAUGAUGGGAGUGGUGGUCACGACCACGUUAAGUGUUUAUAGCUUUAUGGGAGACCCUAUAUUUCCUGGUUAGCUGAUAACUAACCCAUGUUGUCUGAAUACCAGGUGUAUGAUGCUCUCUCUUUGUGUUCUUCUGAAAGAGAACCUAAUCUACUGUACAAAUUUCUUUAUAUUUGAAAAAAUAAUGAUGAUGGGCUCAUGUGUUUCAGGUGACAAAGAAAGGAACCAAGUUAAACAUUAUUAAACCAUGGCAUAUUCCUUUCACCAACAUUCCCAGCGACGAUCUGUGAACCAUGUUUAUUUCCCAGCAUCUCCCAAUAAACAGAUUUUCUUUAAUUUCCAAAAUAAGAUACCUAACCUCUAAGUCAGGGUUGAGCCCCCUACUUUUGACUCCCACUGUAUUUUGGGCUGUGAGCCUGAACUGCUUUGAACUGUGUAUCACUCUGAAAUAGCAUUUCAUAUAAUCUUUACUCCAUUACAUCAUAAACAGAAAAUAUCAACCGUAGUAUCUUUAGCAGCUGAUCAGCUAGGUUUCCUCUGAAUCUGUUAUCAGCACCAUAUGUCUCUGUGAGUCUAAGAAUGUGCUAUAAGUGUAGUUGUGGCACUGCCAGAAAAAUUGCCAACUAAAAACAAAGCAAAAAGGGGACUGCGUUUAAGAAAAUAAACAAAAAGCAUGAGACUAAAGAAUAAAUCUAUCCUGUGCAAAUAAAUCUAGCCCAUGUUUUAAACAUAUACUAUUAUGAAAGUUGGCAUAGAAGACUGUGUACAGUAUAUACAAAAAUAUAGAUGAUUUACACUGGAAAUGUCUAACCAGGUUCAGGAACACCCAAGAUGCUACAAUAAGAAUUCUAAAAAAGGAGUGCAAAGGCAUUAAAAUGAAUCUAUAUAUCCCUAAUAUUCAUAGCAAAUUCUUGGAAAGCCUGAUGUGAGAUAACUAUGCCGUCUUGCAUGGGGCAAACAAUAAAAGUGAUAUACUGGUACAUGCCAGUCUUUAGAACAAUGUUCUUCAACACUGAGUCCCCAGAUGUUGUUGUACUACACCUCCCAUCAUCUCUGGUCCAAGUGGCUGAAGGUUAUGGGAACUGUAGUCCAACAACAUCUGGGAACCCAAGGUUGAAGAACACUUUAGAGCAGAACAUGGUUAGCAGACCCUUGCAAUGUUAGCUACUGCUCAUUUACAUCCAAGUCAAUGAGGUUGAAAUGCCAUGACUCCAAGUCUCAGUAAAGUGCCAGGGCUUGAGUGGAUGGACUCUUGAAUGGCCCAUCUUAAGGGAAAUACAUUUUAAAAGACAUCUGAAGGCAUCCCUGUUCAGGGAUGUUUUUAGUGUGUGAUGUUAUAUUGUGCUUUUACUAUUUUUUGCUGGGAGCUGUCAAGACUGGCUGGGGCAACCCAGGUGGAAUCUACACACAUAUAAAAAAAGUUCUGAAAAUGCUUUUUUAAAAAGCACUUAAAAAAAAUAAAAUACAUUGAAUUUUCCAUAAGGAAAUUUCACCAUCUAGUGUCACAUUGUAUAUUGCACUUAAAACACACUUAAAACAUUUGCAGCUUACAGCGGAGUCCCCAGUAAGAUGGGUGGCACAUAAAUAAUAAUAAUAGUUGUUGUUAGGUGAAUGGGGAAGCUGUCCAUUCAAAGGGAUGAACCAUUCAAAUGUGCAUUUUAAUAUGUUGGCCCUGUUGAAAAGCUACACACUGUAACCUUGGUGGGGGUAGCCAAUGCUGUGAUGUGUAUUAAUUAUUGUUCAGAAUGGGCCAAAGUACAUGUCACAUGCGAAAACAUGUAACAGUAACCUGAUGGUCUCCCCCACCCCACACCUUUGGAUGAAAAGCUGUCGGAGCAGGAAAGAAGUGGGAGCAGGGAAACAGUGGAGGGUGCCUAACCCUUUCCCUAUGGGUGGUUCCCCUAAUUCAAGUAUACACACAAAUGCCCACCAAGCUACCAUAAGCCAUGAUCCUACAUCAUGUUUAAUUUGACCCUGCGGUCUGGCUCAGGCUGGAGGAAGGUGAGCCAUAAAUGGGUUCAGUGCCAAGACAAAUUGGCAAAAUGGUGGAGCAUCUCCUGACCGAGCCAGAAUUGAGGAGAUUUGGAUUAUUUUGCUGGGAAGUCAGCAAGCACCCAGGAGGAAAAGUCUAAAAGUCAUAGGCUGCUCUUCUUCAAUCUGUUCCAUAUUUAAUCAAAUCUCAUCUUGGUUUUUGCAGCAAGCUGGUCCAGAGGGAUAAAGAAAUGUGCGUUGGACGGAAGAAAUUUAACAUGGACCCUACUAAGGUCAGGUCAGGUCUAUGUGUAUUUGUACUGUAUAAGUGGAGAUUGACUAUUACAUGUAAAAUUCAAGAUCUGGAGUUUUCGUUUAAAAAGAAGCAAGUUUCUAGUCCCUAAGGUUGUAAAGCUUUUGUUUUUAAAGAACAGAGUAGGCACAGGCCUGCAGAAGACUCAUCAGUGCGGUUCCUAAAUCAUAUUCAGAUGUCCUCUCACGUGACUUUACAAUCACCUGGAAGGAAGGUGGGGCUGUCGCAUCCUCAGUUCCUACUGCCUACAAGCAUUUUGCGGGGAGGGAGUCACAUUUGUUGAGAGGAGAUUGCUGUAUGUACCUACGAUGCUGCUGUGAUCUGGAUAGACAGGUCCAUGUGUGGAGACACAACAGUGCCCUUAGUUCAGUGGAUGCAGCCCCACCCUUCACCGCCAUGUGAUUCUUAAUCACAUAAGCAAAUGUCCAAGUGCUCGGAGAACUUUUUGGAUAUAUAUUCAGUUAAGCCUAACUUCUCCAAAGACGGCCAGCAGUUAAGCUAAAAGAUAUAUGACAUUUCAGAAAUUGAUAAUGAAGGCAACGCAGACAGUUUUCAAUAGGAGACGACACCAACAGAGAAGGCAUCUCACAAUCAUGGCUCUUAGAUGUUGUGGCUACUUGGAGUCUGUCACAAUCUUGACAGCAGAAAAGGUGGAGUCCAAGAACAAAGGAAGUCCCUUUCACUGAGUCAGACCAUUGCUCCGGCUAGCUCCAUGUCUUCUACACAUUGUGGCCUGCCUUUCCGUCUGGUGGUGCUGUUGCUUAAUGCAAGCUCAGUCCACAAUAAAACAACUCUCAUCCACAAUUUGAUGGUGGAUGAGGUGGCUGUUCCAGUGUAAAUCUCAGACACCUGGACUAGUGACUUUGCCCAGCUUUUCUCACCUGGGUAUUCAGUGCAGCACCAGUCCAGGUUGGUUGGAGUGUGGCAAUGAUCCAUUGAAACCCCACAAUUCUCCCCAGGAGGCAGACAUGCUGUUGGUGUCGGGAGGCAGAGACGGAACAGACUGUCACUAUAUUCAAGCGGGAUUUGAAUAUAGCUAAACUCAAUUUAGAGCUCUUGUGCAAUAAACCCACUUCCAAAAUAAUCAAAAUGUCAUUUGCGAUAAGGAAAGUGACAGGAAAAUGCACAGGGACAAAUGGCAUUUGUUUGAUGCAACGUGGUCUCUGACCUCCCUGCAAAACAAUUAGAACGAAUGCUCGAUAGAGAUGCAGAAUGAAGAGGAACUAUUAGGAAGGACUGAAAAAUCAGCAACAAGAGGCAGAACAGAACUAUUGUAAGAAUUCUUCUUCACCAGGAAUAUAUGACACCAUCCUCAAUUCUUCUCUCUGGAAUUGAAUGGAAAUGUUCUAAGGACGCCCAGAGCACUAUCACCUCCCUUAUAGUCCAACCCCAACCAAUGUUGCAACAGCCAAAAAUGGAGAGGCAGUGUAGCAUAGUGGUUAGAGAGCCAGACUGGGACCUGGAAGACCAGGGUCCAAAUCCUCACUUGGCCAUUCAGCUCCCUGGUGAUCUUGGGCCUUUCACUACCUCACAGGGUUGUUGUGAGGAUUAAUGAGGAGACGUAGAGCCAUGUAUACCACCUUGAGCUCUUUUGAGAAAAAGGUGAGCUAGAAAUGCAACCUAAAUAAAUAAAUAAAUAAAUGUCACCUUAAAAAGAAGAUGGGAACAUUAAAAAGAGACCUGGAGUGUCUCCCUCCUCUGGGUGGUUCAUGCAGCAUCUACUUUAGAAAGAAAACCAAAAACAACAAUAAAAGUAUUUGCAGCCCUCUUAACCAGAAGCUCUUGGUCUUGCGCCAUCUUUCUACAACAAGCCCUCAUUUAGCACAGCAAGAGAGAGACCUGCAAGGAAAGUCGAUGAGGCCCAAGCCCAGAACUCACCUUGGCUGGACUGAAGAGAAUUGAAGUUGUGUCUGCUCUUAUCUCUCUUUCUCUGGCCUAAUUACAUCUGUGCAGUCUAUCAGCCCGAACCCAGUCUUCACUGCACUCCCUGCCAAACCGUUCCUUUCAAAAUACUCCCAACUUAAUUACUCCCCUCUUACUGUCAGUGCUGCAGUCAGGAUCAGAAGCUCCACAAUUAAGCAGUAGCUAAGCCUCAGCAGAGCAGCAGAUACACUGGUGGGGAAAGGCAUCUCUGGGGUGUAGUGGAUGGGAAAUGUCAGGAAGUGCAGCCCUAGUCCUUUGAAAGCAGUGAUGUUAACUGCUAGAGCUCCACAGUAAACAAUGGGACUUCCUUGCUCCUCAAAAUGAAUGAGGCAAUAAUGAGGCUUUCAAGUUUGACUGUUGUUUGUGACCUGUUAGCUUUGAGGAAAUUAGGGAACCAUGCCAGCAUACUAAUAUAUGCCUGCCAGCUGAUCGUAAUAAAUUGGGUUUUGUGCCAUCCUAAUGAAUUGGGUUUUAUGCUCUGUGUGUCUGUAAUGGAUUAACACAAAACCUUCAGUUUUUGGACUCUAUAGUGGUACCUCGGGUUAAGAACUUAAUUCAUUCUGGAGGUCUGUUCUUAACCUGAAACCAUUCUUAACCUGAGGUACCACUUUAGCUAAUGGGGCCUCCCGCUGCUGCUGUGUCACCGCGGCUCGAUUUCUGUUCUCAUCCUGAAGCAAAAUUCUUAACCCGAGGUACUAUUUCUGGGUUAGCGGAGUUUGUAACCUGAAGCAUCUGUAACCCGAGGUAGCACUGUAAUUUUGGACAUGGAUAAGGGAGCUGUCCUGAUGAGCUUCUGCACUUCGAAGUGGACCAUUCUAAUAGUGGGCAUAUUAUAUGCUACCAUGGUAGGGUUAACUGCUUCUGAUAACUGUGGCACUAAAAUACAGUUGAAAUUAUUCUGGAGGCAGGUAAGGAAUGUUGAUUAGGGUUGAGGCUCUUUUCUUUUGCCCUGUUGGCAUCGCUGAUCACCUAGGUUUUGCAGGUUUUGAAGCACUGCGACUACAAACCAGCAGAACCUGUUUACAGUAUUUGACUAGAGAAUGAUGUCCAGAACAAAUUACCAUCCUUCCUUCAUCAUAUAAGAGUCACUAUAAAAAUAUAAAUAUAAAGCACAGCACCUAUAUUUAAUUCCAAUAAAAUAUCCAGUGUAAGGAGUAUAAACACAGUGAUAAAUCGGAAACAGCUGAAUGAAUUUAACAAAAUGAAAGUGCAAGAAGGGUGUUGCAUGGGCAAAGAGAAUUUUAGAGAGCUGGUGCCAGGCAGGUAAAGUAUACAUUUUUGCAUAUAAGCAGUAUAUAAAUGUGUAUUAUUACUAUUAUUGACUCCUUCAUGAUAAUCGAGUCUGCUUUUCACAAACAGGGCAUCCAGUAUCUGAUUGAACACAAAAUACUGUCAUCAAAUGUGGAAGAAAUUGCCAAAUUCCUUUACAAAGGAGAAGGCCUCAACAAGACAGCCAUUGGAGAUUACUUGGGAGAAAGGUGAAUACUCUUUCUUUCUCUCUCUUUUCCCCAUACACCUGAAAUCAUUUCUCCCACUGCAAUAAAUAAAUAUUAAUGGUGGAAAACAAUUUCAAGUAGAGAAAUAUUUCAUUAUUUUCAUAAUACUUCAUAAUUUAGAAAUGUUCUUUUCUUAUAUUUAUAUCCACCUUUCUUCCAUUCUGAAAUACAAGGCAGUGUACUGACAGUCCCCAGGCUGUUACUCUAUCCAAGCGGCACUGUGGUCUAAACCACUGAGCCUCUUGGGCUUGCUGAUCAGAAGGUUGGCGAUUCGAAUCCGCACAAUGGGUGAGCUCCUGUUGCUCUGUCCCAGCUCCUGCCAACCUAGCAGUUUGAAAGCAUGCCAGUGCAAGUAGAUAAAUAAGUACUACUGUGGCAGGAAAGUAAAUGGCGUUUCCGUGCUCUCUGGUUUCUGUCAGGGUGUUCCAUUGUGCCAGAAGCUGUUUAGUCUUGCUGGCCACAUGACCCGGAAAGCUGUCUGUGGACAAACGCUGGCUCCCUUGGCCUGAGAGCAAGAUGAGCAUUGCAACUCCAUAGUCGCCUUUAACUGGACUUAACCAUCCAGGGGUCCUAUACCUUUACCUUUACUUUUACCUUUACCAUUACCAAGGACUAUAAGAUAGUAUUUCUCUCUUGAGCCUCAUACGCCUUCGGAACAAGCUGCUAGCCAUGAUGGUUGUGUGCGCCUUCCACUGUCAGAGGCAGUGCAACAAAUCCACAAUAUAUAUUUUGCAGUUGAGUGAUGGGAAAAUGUUUGAAAAGUGUGGGAUGAACAAAUUGUUAAUAAGAAAAUGUCUUAACACCCCACAAAUCAGGAUGAAUGUCCAUUGUGGUAUAACCACUCUGCAAACAAAUCAGAACAAAUACUCAGUAUAGACUGGGCAUAGUCUAACCUCCUCAUAGGCUUUGUGAAAGCAAAUCAGAAUGCAUGUUGAAUAAACAAGUUAGGGGUGAAUAACCUUCCUCUUUGCUUUCUCCCCAUCUCACACUGUUAUUUUUCUUCCACCAGGGAUCCACUGAACCUCCAGAUUCUGCAGGCCUUUGUAGAAUGUCACCAGUUUGCCAAUCUCAACCUUGUACAAGCAUUAAGGUAUGCUCUAAGCAAAGCAUUAAACACUUACAGAUGGAGAAAUUCAAUUCCAUUUGUAUUUAAAGGUGAACUUACCUAAUUCACCAUUUCUGAAACAACAUGCAUACUGAAACACAACCUUCCUUCAAGAUUUGCACUUCUCUGACUUUUACAGUGCUGUUUUCCAACUUAGUAUGAUGUACAAAAUUGCAUAUACUAGAGUAAAAUGCACAUGCAGUUGCAUAUACGAGUGAAAAUAGUGUACAAACAUGCAUUUUAUGGGGGGAAAUUUCAUACAAAAAUGUGUCUAUUCAGAACAAUUUGCCCUAAGAUGCUGAUGAAUUUUCAUGAGGAAACUUUUAAACAAAGAAGCAACAGCCUGCAAACCGAUGUUUAGACGUGGAGAACUAAACUUAAGAUUGGAAAAAUGAUUGACAGAGAGAAGCUGAAAUGGACAUUUUCACACAUUCCUGCCUGCAGUAUCCUAUGCUGAUUUGAGGACAGGUGCUGUGUCUCCCUCUUGACACUUCAUGAUGGACACCCUUUUGGAUAAAAGAAAUCCAGGUGCUGCUGAGCCAGAAUAGUUGAACUUGGAAAGUCUGGGUUUUCAAUUCAUGCAGCCACCCUUUAACUCAUGGAGAGCUGAAACAAAGAAGAAGAUGAUGAACCAGAGGCUCAUGGUUUGGCAGGGAAUUCCCUCUCCUCCCCAUGUGAUUGUUAUAGGGCUUUGUUGAAGCUAUACAUUCCGGUUCUUGUUGCUCUUUGAACUAACUGGUAACGACUUCAUCUCACAUCAAAUGAGCUAAAACUGGUACUGGAAAAUCUACUGUUUCCCCAGAUCCCUAAUACCGGAUUAUCUAGCUGACUGAGAAUCUGCUCUUGGUGACAAUUUGUUGGAGGAGAUAGCUUCCCUUUUGCACUUUGACGUUUUCUCCAAAUGCUUAUUUGUCAACAUUAGGUGGGUCUUGCUUGUGGAGAAGACAUCUUGGAGCAGAGUUGCUUUGAGAUAAUUCCUGAGAAGGGAGCAGUGAGGAUGAGGAACUGAUACAAUAUUGACUCAGAGCUGCUGAACACAUGAUGAAUUUCCUGCUCCAAAAUCAGCCAAUCAGCUUAUUGUAUACCCUUUGCUUUCACCUAAAAACCAAAGCAAGAACUUUUCAAGAAAAUAGUCAUUAAGAAUGAAAUACAUUUUGAGUCAUUCAUUACGUGGAAUUUGAAUAAGAUGAUACAUACAAAGAGACAUAGAACAAGUUGCAUAGAUCCUGCUCCAGCACAAAAGAUGAUUCCACAUUUAUGUAAUUCAUGCUGUGUGGCAAGUAGUGGUCAAAUGCACUUUCCACAGAUGUGAAGAACCCAUGAAUUACCCAUGUACAGCAUCACAUGAGACAAUCUGUCAUUAAAAUUCCAUAAAGAGACUCCAUGUUGGCUUCUAGUAAACUGGCCCUCAAGAGUUUCAACUUUUUGUAGGAAGAUAUGUAGUCUAAUCAAAUAGGAUCAAAUGGAAUGAAUAUUAAUACUUUCUUCAAUUCAGUAACCUCCAGCCAGUUGUUAAGAGAAUUCAAGAUUUCCAGGAUUGAUACCAGUUUCAGUGGAAGACUCUCCCAUCCUUAUGCCAAUUAGCAGACUCUGAUGGUUUGGUUUCUCAUUCCCAGACAGUUCCUGUGGAGCUUCCGGUUGCCUGGGGAGGCACAGAAGAUUGACCGUAUGAUGGAGGCCUUUGCCAACCGGUAUUGUCAGUGCAACCCAGGAGUUUUCCAGUCAACAGGUAGCUGAGAGGAAGGCUGUGAGAUGGAAGUUGUCAAUGUGGUGCCCUCCAGAUGAUGGGCUCCAACUCCCAUCAUGCCUCUCCAUUGGCCAUGCUGGCUGAGGCUGAUGGGACUUAUAGUCCAUAACAUCAGAAGGGUGCCUCAUUGGCUACGCCUGAUGCCGGGAAACAUUUAUGCAGGAUUUUGUCAAAAUGAAUCAAAGGGUAGCCCUAGUAACCACUGGGCUGCUCUGGUUGAGCUCUUCUUCCCUAGUUUUUUGGGGGGGGGCUCUCCCCUGAAAUUUUGUUUGUCUUAACCCCUCUGCCGAACCACACACUGACCCCAUGCUUCCACAAGCUAGCACCCCAGUCCCCCCACUGCUGGCCAUCUUUCCCCUUCCUUCAGCUACUCCCAUGCUCCAACCGUGGGUAUUUCUAUUAAGGCUGGGCUGAAAUCCCCCUGGAGUUUCCUAAAAAAAUACCCUCCCGGCCAUGAAAAUAAGGUGCAAUUUUCAGGUGCUUUCUUGGGGUAGAGUGGGAAAAAGUUCUAUAGAGAUUUGGGGAGGGGGCUACUUGGUUCUGCCAGGUAAUGAGGCUAGUCGGAAGGUGUGGAUAGAGCCUCACGUCACUUCUCAGUAGAACCACAGUCCCUUUGCAGUGAUGCAACACAACACAAUGUCUCUGAAGACAUUCUAGGAAGUGGGCCAGGCAGGAAGCUGUGGAGAGAGCCCUGUGCUGCUGUGAAAAGCAUGGGGCUGUAAAAGAAAAAGAAAAAUCAAGGAAAAAUUAAAAAUCCUUGGUUACCUUGUAAAGCUAAAUAAGGCCAGUUUGGAUUUCUUCCUGGAGGAUUUGAAAAAAAAUUCUUACCCCUCCAGUUUUUUGCAAGACUCAAAUUUCCACAAAUGUGUUCUUUUUCUUACUACUAUGUGUACAUAAAAACGUAAGAGCUGGCCUGUAGCCCAUCUAGUCCAUCAUUCUGCUCCCACAGAGGCCAACCAUUUGCCUGUGGGAAAUCACCAAUAGCCUUAUCCUCCAUGAAUCUGAUGGACCCUCUUUUAAAGCCAUCCAAAUUGAUAGCUAUCACUGCCUCCUAUUUCAGGAUAAUCAUAGAGAACCACAACUGAAUAUGAACACUGAGCUUAGGAAGCAAGCCUGUUGUAUUCAACUGCAUCUACCCAAACUAAAGAUUCUCUUUGAAGCUUGCCACAAUGCCUAUUCUUCGAGCUUCCUAGAAAUCAUAGGCUUUAGGCACACCACUCACUCGCUUGUUUCCUUUCUUUGGCAGACACCUGCUAUAUCCUCUCUUUCUCCGUCAUAAUGCUGAACACCAGCCUGCACAACCCCAACGUCAAAGACAAACCUCCCUUUGAGAGGUUUGUGUCCAUGAACAGAGGCAUCAAUGAUGGAGGGGACCUUCAGGAACCACUUCUGCGGGUAAGAGAGCUCUGUGCUUCUCUCUGCUUUUCCUGCUAGUUGGAAGUGGAAAGAGAGAUCUUCAAGAAUGGCUGAAGAGCCCACAUAUUCACCUAUGCCAUCUAGUUCUGGCCAUAUUACCCAGAAAUCCUCAGGAACAAUGACUUCAGAGUUUUCACUUCUCUCUUCUCAGAAGUUGGGUUCUCUCACUAGUGGUAUUGUAAGUGAGGCCAGGCAGUAGAUAUUUGGCAUUGACCUAGUGACACCAGCAGUCAAAUUAGCCUCUGUCCAUUCUGGAAAGGGCCUGAGAGAUGCAAAUAUUUCUUUGGGAUUGAAAGGUGCAUUGCAGUGAGAAGCAAAGGAGGAAGGGUAGACAGGAACUGCCUUGUUAUAAACCACUUUCUUACAACAAGCAAUGUAUAAAUUUUAUAAAAUAGAUGAAGAAACUGAACUGUGGGAAAUCCAAAUAAGAAAGGCGGAAUAAAAAUCUUGGACAAACUAGUUAUGAUUUUGGGUGAAAAAUGAUAGCAGAAAAAAAUAUGUAUACCUAGAGUUGUCAUCUAUUCCACACACACACACACACACACACACACACACUGGUUUUCCCCGCAGGAUUUCAGGUUGGCAGGAGCAGGGACCGAGCAACGGGAGGUCACCCCGUCGCAGGGAUUCGAACCGCCGACCUUCUGAUCAGCAAGUGCUAGGCUCUGUGGUUUAACCCACAGUGCCACCAGCGUACUAAUGACACCCUCCGCCAUGAGAGGAGAAAGGGAUUAUGCCAGAGGACAUGCCCCAAAUGCCAACACAUGCAGUUUGAAAACUCAUCAGAGACUCCAAAAUAAUUGUGUGUCUAUCAUUCUCCUCCUCCUGUGCCAGACUCCACUCUACAGCAGGCGGUUCUCAAAGCACCUCGUAAUAAUGAGCUCUCCAGCAGACAAUUAAUAGACCUGUACAGAAAGGGAGCAAUACUAAUUCGUAGUCGAUAGCCCAUCAAUUUCCCAGGUGUGGCAAAUUCUUCCAAAGCUUCAGAGGAUGUCAUGAAUCAUUCUUCCCUCUCCACUAGAAAUAUUAGCUUCCUCUACUUAGUGAAGCCCUUAAUGAGCUCAGGUUUUCUGCAGUACUGACACUGACUCAGCCCAUUCUCCCGGGGAAAUGUUGAUGGGAGUUAUUUAUCUGAUUGCAUGUGAUUAUUUUCACAGGCACAUAAUAUGUGUUAACUAUUACCUAUAUACCCUUUGCCUUAGUAGAAUGCUAUGUCGAACGACUAUAUAUAGCCAUUGAUCUAAUAACAAAUUUGGGUGACCCAGUGCCUGCCAGUUUGAAACAGGAAUGGGCCAUCCCCAAAAUGAGGUGGCGAUGGUGCAAAGCUGGGGGAUUCCCUAGGUUUGAAGAUGUAUCAAAAUUUAAGAGAAAAGGGAAAUAUCAAAAAUAGCAUGACAAGGACCUGUGACCUUCCAAUGCAUACAGAAUGCCAACACAUCAACUGAGGAGGAAGGGGAAGGAAACUGGAGCAGGGGAGAAGGAAGGGUUGGACUGCUCAAGUUUCUAAUAACAUAUAGCAAGUGUAUGAUGGAGGGAGAAUCAGGGUUUGUGGGAGAAUUGUGGGCCAAGAGGUUACACUCUCCUCCCUUUACUACAAAGCAAGGCUGCAGGAAAAAAGAGAGGACAAAGAACAUGUUUCUCCUUUCCCACUCUCCAAAUUGCACCCACUCUCCCACCCACUAUAUACUUAUAAAAUAUUCAGGGUCAGGGCUAGCUAUGAUGUUUCUGGCUGCUGAGAGUAGGUGGGUUAUGAGCUCUUUAUGAUGUGAAUGGGUGUUGUUAUCUUGGAAGAUGUUUAGUAGGGCCAGUUCUGGGGUGACAUCUAAUACUUGUUUAGUUAUUUUGCAUAUUUCUUGUAUGAUUGCUGUCCAGAAGAGUUGGAUUUUGGGGCAUUCCCACCACAUGUGGAGGGAUGUGCCUGUGGAGGUGCAUCCUCUCCAGCAUUUUGGUGAGGUUCCUGGGCGUAUUUCCAUGGUGUUAGGUACCAUCUGUAAGUGAGUUUCAUAGUGAGUUCUUUCCUUUUCAUUGAUAUGGAUUUAAAGGGCGAUUAUGUCACAUUCUAGUCCAUUGGGUGGGGUUAAUCUCAUGUACAUUGAGCACUAAUAAUGAAACAUAUGUUGUAAAUUUCCCCCCACAUUUAUUAUGCUAUUUUUGUGAUAUACAAAUGAGAUAAGAAAACGUGGUAUAUUUGUUUGUAUAACAUUAUCCUUGUUUUAAAAAGAGUCAGGGCUAGCUGCUAGCCCCAAAUCUAAGCUCUAUAGUGCUGGACAGCAAAACAGAUAAAGGGUUUUUUGGGGGGGGAGGACAGGAAAACAUGUUGCUCCCUCCUAAAACUUCUCUCCCCUCAAGGAGGCUUGAAAAGCACUAUAAGCGCUAGGAAGGCGCAAGGUGAAUAUAAAAUGGAAGAAUGGUAUAAAGAGGUGCGGGGUAUAGCUAUUAAUGAUAAAUUAACAUGUGCUAUUAAGGUAAGAUGAGGAAUAUGCGGGAGAAAUGAUUUUGAGGAAGGUGUUUGUAUAAUUUGUACUGUUAAAAUGGAAAGGGGUCAAACCAUCAUAAGAGCUGUUGAAUUUUUGGGAGGUUGGAUAGUUACAGUGGAAUGGUAUUGGGGGUGGGGUGCUCAUUUUUAUUCUUAUUUGUUUAUUAUUAUUACUUCCGGUGGUUCCCUCAUUGCAAGAAGUGAGGUUACAGGGAACCAGACAGAGGGCCUUCUCAGUAGUGGCACCCGCCCUGUGGAAUGCCCUCCCUUCAGAUGUGAAGGAAAUAAGUAGCUAUCUUAUCUUUAAAAGAUAUCUGAAGGCAGCCCUGUUUAGGGAAGUUUUUAAUAUUUAAUGCUGUAUUGUUUUUAACACUCGAUUGGAAGCUGCCCAGAGUGGCUAGGGAAACUCAGCCAGAUGGGCGGGGUAAAAAUAAUAAAUUAUUAUUAUUAUUAUUAUUAUUAUUAUUAUUAUUAUUAUUAAAUUAAAAAGAAAAUUACAAAAAUUAUAGAAAAAGAAAAGCACUGUAAGCCUUGGGUCCUAAACAGGAGUGCUUUUCUAAGGGUCAGGAUAUACCACAAAUUUUGUUGCAGGAUUUGUGUGCUGUGUGUGUGUGUGUGUGUGUGUGUGUGUGUGCAUGCACCCACAUACCCCUGCCUGCCUGCCUGCCUGCACCCAGCUCUCUAAAACUUUCUUACAUUUCAGUGAGAUUAGUGUCCUUUUUUUAAUCUAUGUUUGACUUUUGAAGACUUGGGAGGUUUACCAGAAAAUGCUGCUCUUAAACACAAACAAACACACACACACACACACACACACACACACACACACACAAUGUCCUUACCAUUGGAAACAUUGGAGGUGUAUGAUUACAGGGCAGGAGAGACCAUAUUCUAAGCAGGAUUUGCUUUUGUCAAAGUGUGGCUCACACAGUCAGGGGAGGCUUCUCACAGUGUCCUUUAUUAACUAAUGCUACACAGCCCUGGACAAUUUCUGCAGGAAUUUUGCAAUUUCUUCCAAUUUCAACAUAGCCUACCUAUCAAAAAUUAUUCUGAAACACCACUCAGGGGGCAACUCUGAUUUUAUAUAGCAACCACUGAAGUGCCCUUCAUAUGAAAAGAUUGGAUUUCCUGCUGCUGGCAGUCUGGAGGAAGUUGCAGUGACAUUACAUAAUGUGUGACAGCAUGUUCCAGUAGUCCCAGUGUCACUAUUUUACUGGACAAGAAAUGAGAAAAUCCCCUUGUGAAUGAGUCAGAUGUGCAUAACUGGGACUUUAUGUUCCUCCAAUUUUGAAAAUAAAGAAAGAAACCAUUUAAAGGAAACCCACUUGCUGAGUAUAGAAUAGCUUAUGGAAAUGAAAGAGAUGUUUUUGAUUCUAUUUGGAGACCAAGAAUCAAGUUCAUUAUGCUUGAAAGGGAGAGAAGAGUGAUGAGAGGAGGAAAUGGGUUUGAGGUAGGAAGCGUUGGAUACUGUGGAAACUGCUGAAAUCUGGGUUGCUUCUACACUGGCCCUUUUCUCUGAAAGUGUCAUCCUUUGCCCUCUCACUUUUCGCAUGUUUAACAAAUCAUUCCAUGCCAGUCAUUAAUUAUAGGUUGACCUACAGUCUAUUUUUUAGACCAGAUUUGUGGCCGUUUUUAAAUUGGAAACGCAUUUGCAGUGCCAUCCAGUCCCAUGUGCUCUUUGGGGCUCCUGUGCCUUUAAUUAAAAGCAUCUUGCUGGCAGUUUCACCUCUUGAUUCCUAUUGAGCACAGGAUUCCUGGCGAAUAGCCUCUUAAUUGCCCCUUGGUCUCUCUUAAUCGCACCUUAUCAGUUAGUGUCCCUGCAUUGCUUGUGUGCAUAUGAACACUUUCAUUCCCUAUUUCAUUCAUGGCCUAUUAACUUUUGUGUGGAAAAAUUGGCACUAUCCCUGUUAUAUAAAAACAAAAAGGAAAGCACUUUGGCCAGUAUUUUACUAAGUCAGAAGGAGACUUCAUUGGUUUCAGAGGGUCUACUCUGAGUAUGACCCACACAGGAUAUCUCCCUGUGAAAGGAAAUAAGUGAUUAAACACACAGGUGGGCAGGAGGAAAGGGAAAGGGUUGAGGGAGGAACCAUAGCUCAGCUAAAAGGCUCCUCAGUGCUCAGUUUGAGGGAUCAGGUGGUGGGAACGAUCUCUGCCCAUGAUGCUGGACAACUGCUGCGCUGAAUCACCGUUACUAAUACCACACAAUCCUAGAAGGCACCAGCCUCCUUUGUCCCUGUGGUGAGAUGUGUGGCAUUCCCCUUCAGGAUUUUCCUCUUUCUCCUUUUCCUGAGGCAGAGUUUGUUUGACAGCAUCAAGAACGAACCAUUCUCCAUCCCAGAGGACGAUGGGAACGACCUCACCCAUACGUUCUUCAACCCCAGCCAGGAAGGCUGGCUCCUUAAACUAGGUAACAUGUUCGUAUUUUGCUGAAAAUCUCGCUGCCGCCCCUCUACCCCAGGUUAGCCCUCCCCACCCCCCUCAAUCUCUCGGAAGGAAAACCAGCAGAGCCUUUCCUCAUGAGCUCAGGACUGCAGCAAGCUGCCAGCCAGGCAUCCUUGCAUUGUGGUGGGGUGACAGUGACCCCUGGCGUUCAGUUCUGCUCUAUAUUCCCUAGAGAUUCCCUUCUUUCAAUGCGCAGGCUGUCUUAUCCGGCUUGGUUCUUGGCCUGGAUUCUUGGGGCAGGAAGGAAACGGUACCUGUGUUGCUGGAGAAAUGGCCCUUUCGGAAGAUGCUCAGAGCACAGAUGUGGGUGCAAGGAUCCAUUCCAGCGACACAAAGGCUGCAUACAUGCCAUGCAUCAAAAACACAUUUCCUCUCCCCCCCCAUAAAGAAUCCUGGGAAUUGUAGUUUGCUGAAAAUUGUUGCUCUCUGAGGGGUAAAUUAAUAUCCCGGGGUUUAUUUGGAGGGAAGGGAAGAGGUAUGCUUUAAAUGCGUGUUGUGUGCACAGCCAAAGAUGCUGAAUAAUGUUUUAGGGUUCUUUCCUGGAUGUUCUCAAGAUCAAGGGCAGGGAUAGUCAACCUAGUGCUGCAGAUGUUAUAGCCUGCAACUCCCAUCAGCCCCAGUCAGUAGAGCCAAUUGCAAGGGGUGAUGGGAGUUGUUGUCCAGCAACUUCUGGAGGACACCAUGUUUUCUACCCCUUAUCUAGGAUGUGCAAGGUGGUAUAGUAUUUCUUUACAGUUUCAUCAUGGUCUCAAAGCCUUGCAAGAUUGGACUGAGGGAUAGUAACUUGCCUGAGGCUACCCAUUAGGCAUCAUUGCCAAGCAGGGCUAUGAACCUAACAGUAACCUUCUAGACAUGGCAGCCCACCACCACAUCCAGAAUAAUUUUAGCCACGAGCGUUGUGACCAUGAACAGUCAAUGUUUUACCACCCCUAGGAAACAUGGUCAUUGCUUUUCUGCCACGUGGCUGCAAUCUGCCAUAUUGUUCUGAUGUGUUCUCAGAGAACACUAAGAUUGCAUGCAUACCAUACAUUUAGAGUGAAUUUAAAGUACAUCUUGCCCUCCCUUCCAAAAAGAAUCCCGAGGACCGCAGUUUGUUAAAGUUGCUUGGAAUUCUAGCUCUGUGAAAAAUAUACUACAGUUUCUGGGAUUCUUUGAAGAGAAUGUGCUUUAAAUGUUUGGUAUAUGUGCAACCUAAGCCUUCUAAGAUAAUUCUAAACCAACUCAAGCUAUAGCAAGCAUAGCUUAAAGAUUAAUCCAGUCUUAACCAUGCAUUGUGUGUGUUUUUAAUUCCUUUUGCACUAGGAGGCAGAGUGAAGACUUGGAAGCGCCGUUGGUUCAUUUUGACGGAUAACUGCCUGUACUAUUUUGAAUACACCACGGUAAGAGUUGUGUCCCUUCCAUUAAAAAAAACCCACAAACCUUAUCUGAAAGAUGUAUCCUCAGAGAAUGUGAGGGACAUUCUAGUGUGGUGCAGGGAUUAGAGUACUGGUCCGGGACCUGGGAGAUCAGGGUUCAAAUAACACAGCUGUGAAUGAACCUGGACCAGUCACUGUCUCUCAGUCCAACCUGCCUCACAGGGUUGCUGUGAGGAAAUAAAAGAUAGAGGGGGAACCAUGUAUGACAACCUGAACUUCUUGUAUGAAUAGGGGGAUAGAAAUAUGGUGAUAAAAACAUACAUAGAACAGGGUCUCUUUUAUCUAUUACAAUUAUAUACCACCUUGGUCUUCAAGGUAGUAUACCUGGUUCUCCCAAUUUAAUCCUCACAACAACCUUGUGAGGCAGGUUAGGCUGAUGGUGAGUGACUGGCCCAAGGUCACCCAGUGGGCUUCAUGGCUGAGUAGGGAUUCAAACCCUGGUCUCCUAGGUCAUAAUGCCAACCUUGUUCUCCAGCCCAGGGUCAGCGGGCAGCUGCUAGCACUAACUUCCUAGGUACUGCCUGCACAUUGGGAAGGUAACUCAUCUCUGAUUUGAAUUUUUUUCCAGGACAAGGAGCCGCUGGGGAUUAUUCCACUGGAAAAUCUAUCUGUUCGAAAAGUAGAUGACCCGAAGAAACGAGUAAGUCACUGCUACUAACUGUGACCAGUGGUUAUCAUCCUUUCCUUAGACACAACAAAUAUUUUUUCUUCCCCAGUUCAGUAGAUUUGCUGUAGCUUGAAACUCCAGACCAACAAGGCCUCUACUUCUGGUUCUUUGGUUGUAAACUAGAUGGUCCAAGCAGAGUCCGCAAUAAAAUGUCAUGUGGAUAGCUCUUUUUUAAAAAACAAACAAAACAAAAACCCUUUAUUAUACUUCAGAUAACAAAAAGUAAACAUAAAACCAUCCAAUACAUUACAUUACAUACAUUACAUAUAAUACAUACCUUAUAUACCUACACAUCCUACGUGUACACCACGAAUAUUAGAUUUCCAACUCUUCUCUUUGUGUUUCAUGUGGAUAGCUCUUGUUUAGGACUCCAGACAUCAAGUGGUCCCCCCUCCCAGAUUUUCCAUUUGCUUUUCUACUUCAACCGUCAGUCAACCUGCCAUGCUAACUGAGCAUUGCUCGGUCCUUAGUGAGCUGUUUCUUUCCCCCACUGAGGAUUCUUUCCCCUAUAUUUACUUUGUAGUUCUACAGACUUUGGGGUUCCUCUGGGUUUGCUGAUCUCUCUGUCUUGUGCGUGGAUGAUACCAUAUUGGGCACAUAAUGAUACUUCAUUAGCAAGACCCAGUGAAAAUAUGUUACUACUAAUUGGUGUCUGUAAAGCUUUCAAAACACAGGUUCAGCCAAGCUUCAACCAGGCUCCAUCUGACUCUCCUGUGAUGCACUAGAUUCCCCCAGCCUCUGCUCUGGCUUCACCUUCAUCCACACCCAAGUUCCAAUACUUUUGAAGUUCAAAAACAACAGCCUUGUUGAUGAUAGUUCUUGGAAUUCCCAAUGACAAGGAAGUGGAUAGAAUUAGAUUUGGUAGUCUAGCUUCCCUCUUCUUCUUCUCCUCCGCCUCCACCUUUGCUUACAUCAAAAUAUCCACCGUAAAUUUCCAUGGAACACCAAAAUCCAAGUCACCCAAUACGUAUGUUAUGCAGCAAGCCUGUACCAACUUAGCCAAGAGUAAGACUCAUUAAAUACAGUGGGAUUUACUCCUGAUCCAGCAUGUAUUGUAAAUAAUUUUCACCUCUAAAACUUUGUGGGGGUCUUUUUUAAAAAAAUGAAUUAAGGACCAUGUGCUUUUCAAUCAUACAUGUGCGUUGGCAUUCAGAACACCAUAAAGUGGGAGACAACUUACUGCUUGCUGAGUAACUGGUUUAAUUCUCUUCCCUCCCAACCAACUCCAUAAAGGACUAGGGCAGCCUUCCCCAACCUGGUGCCCUCUAUACAUUUUGGACUACAGCUCCCAUCAGCCCCAGCCAGCAUGACCAAUCGUCAGGGACUAUAGAAGUUGCAGUCCAAAACACCUGGAGGGCACCAGUGUCAUAGCUCCGCUCCAACUCCCAUUGCCAAGCAACAGGGUGCAGAAAUGGGUGGAAUCAGAUAGGAGGUGAGACUGAUACACUUGCCUCAAAGUGAAAUCCGCAUGCGAAGUCCUGUCCAUUCUGAGGGUCAGGUGAACAGCAAUCCAAAUUGUCAGAUAAUCCAGAGGUCACAGAAUGCAAGCGGUCAUGAAGUGAAAGGUCCAAAUGGAAGCAGCAAGGUAGGGCUGGGAACCACAGACAUUGUUUCCAGCAUCUGACUGCUGCCCAAAGUCCUGUUUAAGAAGGCUGAAGCUGGCUGGUUCUCCUCUGUGUCCUUGAAGGCUGACUAGCUGCAGGUGGAACCACUCCACCUUCUCUCCCUUCAGGCUGCUGUUCAGUAGGGGAAGUUGAGUCCUGGCCCAUCGCAACCAGAUUAGGUUUUUUCGAAUAAAGAAAGUGAAAAUUUCAGAGAAGUGGACUGGGAUAUCCUUAAGAACUUGACCAGCAAAAACCCCUUCCUUUAGCAUCUGCCCCUCUUGCUUCUACACACCAUUUGUUUCCUCCACAAAUUACCGGGGAAAACCAGGUGCAUUUUGUAGAAUGCUUAACAUGUAUGAAAAUGCACCAAGAGGGAAGGUGAGCUUCUCUUGGGGUUCUCAAAAGCUCAUUUUGGAGCAUCAUGGUACAUUGAAAGAGGCACCUGAAACCCUCCAAUUACUUUUGCAUGUCAGUACCUUCCGAGAUGGAUAGCAGCGGGAGCAAUACACCUGUCUUUAAAGAGAACAUUGAGAAGCAGCGCUUUGUUACUGGUGUCUCGGCUAAUCAAGAUCUUGAGGGAGCCCACCCCUUAGCGGUGUCUGUCAAGGAGAUCUCAUCUGAAAGUUACACUGAGGAGGGGGAAACGGGUGCCAGAUCAAAACAGACGAUAUCUGCCGAUAGCUUCUCCCUGAGAUUGGAGUGCAUCCAUUCAGCAGAUUACUUGAUAGCUUAACUAGAAGUGCACUUGAGAGAUGGGAGGUGGGAGUUAGAAUUCUUCUAACAGGAUCUUACAAAAGCGACAUGGUGCCACAUCAGGAAAAACACCAUAGAAGGCAAAAGCAGUUAGGCAGUUCUACAAAGCUGCUGCCAAAUCACCCAACUUUCUGCAUCUCUUUGGGACACAGAGCAGUUGGGGGUCCUUGCCCAAGGAUACAGGAAUCAAAAUGCCCUUCAAGUGGGCAGCUGCCUAUGAGCGCAAAGGGAUUCCUGGCCCAUGAGUUGCUUUUCAUUAGAAAGCUGACACUAAGGCUGCCGAAUGUAAUCUUAUUAUGUGUAAUAAUCCUUAUGGCACUCACAAGUAAAAAUGCACAGGAUUGGGCUGCCCAGGAGCAACUGCUAUAAGGGUCCAUCUAAGUGCCCCACAAAGGACUGUAGUUUAGUGGUACAGCAGCUGCUUUUCAUGCAGAAGGUCCCAGAUUCAUUUCUGUGCAUCUCAAAGUAGAGCUUGGGAUUCCUGUCUGAAAACCUGGAGUACCACCCUCAACCAGUGUGGGGAGUGCUGAGUAGAUGGGUCAGUGGUCUGGCUUGCUAUAAGCUUCCUAUGUUGUUGUGUUCUAAUGCAAUGGUUCCCAAGCUGUUUCCUGCCCUGGACCACUUGAAAAUUGCCAAGGGUCUUGGCUUAAUUAUUCUCCCACAUGUUGCUUGGAAAUUGUAAUAUGAUAGAUGCUGAAGUAUUUUAAUGGAAUUUUAAUGAAACACAACAAGAGCUCAAAGAAGCAAUAAACAUAGAAUUAAAAAUUGGUAUUAAUAUUUUAAUACUUCUUUCCCUUUCUCGAGACCUCCCCUUGUCUUGCCACCAGCCAUGACUUUAUUCCGCUGAGGAAGGCAGAGCUUUCCCCCCAUCGUAUCAACUUCCAGCCUGCCCCACUCACCUUCCAGGAGAGCCAUUGAGUUCUAAGAAUGACGGAGCAGCCACCGCACUCACAGUUCUCCACACAAACACACACUGCUCUUGUAGCUGUGCCUCUUUGCAGAGUUACUUCCCUAGGCCACCUGAAGGAAGCUCAUGGACCACUGAUGGUCUACUGACCACACUUUGGGAACCGCUUCUCUAAUGUGUAACAACGUCCAUCUACAUCCCCGCUUUUUCUUUUAUGAAGUCAGAAAGAGGAUUUGUUGUACUCAAGUUAUUUGUAGCUCUUUUGUUACAAAAUGUUUGACAAAUGAAAUUCUUUGAAGGAAAGAUUAUGGAUGCAAGGGGGUAUUGGUAUCAAGGCACACAGAAAGACAAAAUUUAUACCUUCAUUUCCCAAGAUGCAAUGGGGUGUUUUUCACGCCCCACCUACCUGUAACUAUUCUUUUUUUAAAAAAAGAGACAAAGCUGCACAUUACACAUUAAGCCAGCCUUGGUAGCUCUCCAGAUGCUGCCCUGCAGUUCCUCUCAUCCCUGAUGAGAAGUGGGCUUCAUUUCUUGCCUGUGCUUGCUUCACACUCGUGGUUUUUGUCACACUGGCUUGGAUGACUCCAAAUCAAAGUUUGCAUUUUCUCUCAAAAAUACAUUAUGUAUACAAAAAAUUUUUACAUACCACUAUUUGUUGAAAAAAUAAUAGUACAAUAAUAGUUUACAAUAAUAGUAUAUACAACCAUACAGUGAAAACCAUACGAAAAGGUUAAAAUCAGAAAACAGCGAACUCUUGUGGAAAGACAUAUUCUUAAUAGCCUGCAGACUUUCAAAAGUUGAGACGGAAAGCCCUGGUGGAAUCUCUCUUGGCAGAGUAUUCCGCAGUACUGGGCCAAUGGCACUAAAGGCUAUUUUUUGUUGUUGUCAAAUGAGCUGCACCAACUUGGAGAAAGACUAGCAAUGCUCCUGCAGAUGAUCUCAGUGAUCAAGCUGGAAUAUAAGGGUUCAGGCAGUUCCUAAAGUACCAUGGGCCUAAGUUGUUCUUGGCUUUGUAAAUUAAUACACAGACCUUUGACCUGGUUUGGUAAUAGAUGCACAGCCAGUGAAGGUGCUUUAUUAAUGGCAUCAUACAUUUUCAGCAAGAUGCCCCCAUCAGCAGUCUAGAUGCCUCAUUCUGCACCAGCUAGGGCAUCCUAACCAGACCCAAUGGCAGCCUCACAUACAGUAUGCCUUUGAAUAUGCAUGUGAGUAUAUGCAUUUCUGCAUGUAUUUUCUCUCGCCUUGAAAAAAAUAGAUUUUGAUACGGACAGAUCAGAUGGGUGGCUAUGUUCUGAUCCACAAAUUUGCCCAGGAGACAUGGAUCGGGUCAGCUCACGCCAGAAUUGGCAAAGUUCAAAUCCCGCAAGUCAAUAAAACGAGUAAAUAAAAUGGCAUUCUCUGUUGCAAAGCCAUCCUUCUCUAGAUAAAUUUCAGUCUAAGUACACAGUUGAGGAAUGCAAUGCGAAGUGUUUCCCCAAGGUCAAGCAGCCAGUCCUUCUCGGAAAAAGGAAAUAAAUCCCAAGUCCUUCACAGCGCAGUGUCGUUGCCACGAGAUCACAUAGAAUUUCAGAAUUAUUGUGUACGUGAAAAUCUGAAGGGGGAUGCCUUUGCAGCUUUGACCUAAAGCACAGCAGAAACAGAGGCUUGCCGCAUGUUGGAUCUUGUAGCUUUGUUGAUUUCCAGUCUCUUGAUUCCCUUCCAUUUUCUGUCCUUAGAAUUGCUUUGAGCUCUUUAAUACAAACAGCAAGGGGCAGAAAAUCAAAGCCUGCAAGAUGGACGGAGACGGGAAGGUGGUUGAAGGCAAACACCAGUCUUACAAGAUCUCUGCACCCUCGGCGGAGGAGCGUGACCUAUGGAUUGACGCAAUACGGUGAGAAGAAAGGCUGUCAGGGUGAUGUGGCAGCAUGGUGGUGCUAUGAGAACAGUGGGAACAGGAGGGGAAAUUGGAGGGAAGAAAUACUUGGGGAUAAGGCACAUCAUAGUUCCCCACCAGUGUGACAAUUGAGAGCCCAGUGUGGUCCUGAAGGGUGAUGCACCCACAAACCCUCACAAAUCUGUGCACCUACAUGGCCUCAUUUGAUUUCUAAUCGCCCGUUAGCUCUAAGUAAUUCAUGGCAGAAUGUGUGGACUGUCUCCACUGCAAAGCACAGUGUUUUGAACUGAUGCAAAUGGUCCGUCUGUGCCAUUUGAUCUAUGAUGCUGAUUCAUCUUUCGGUGCUGCAGUCACCAAGCGAGGAACACGCAUGUGUGAUCCACCUCAUUCACAGUUUGGUUCAGGAUCUUUUAAAAACAAAAUAACGAGACUGCCAGUUUUUAGUUAUAAAAGGUGGCAAGACCAGACAGGUGUAGAGGACAUAGACACAUACUGAAUUAGCCUGGUACCAUACCUUGUAGCCCACUUUCCGUACUGAUAUCUUUGCUAGCCCUGGGAAGGAGUGAGCCCUUUGCUCCAUUCUAUCAACCACAACAUCCUGCCUUUCCUUCUGCUUUGUCCCUUAAAGUUUUGUGCUAAUCACCAGGUGGCUUUGAUUCUCCUAUGAGCAGCAUCCUACUUCCUACAGUGGCUAACCAGAUGCCUCUAGGAAGCCCCUAAGCAGGGCCUGAAGGCAACUGCCCUUCCAUCUUGUGCCUUCCCAGGAACUGGUGUUCAGUGGCAUAUCACCCCCACUCUGAACAUGGAAGACAGGGGCUGGGCCAUAGCUCAUAGGCAGAGCAUCAGCUUCACACAUAGAAGGUCCCAGGUUCAAUCCCCAGCAUCUCCAGGCAGAGCUGGGAAUGUUCCCUGCCUGAAGCCCUGGAGAGCUGCUGCCAGUCAGUGUAGACAAUACUGCGCUAGAUGGACCAGUGGUCUGACUCAAUAUGAGACAUCUUCUUUCCUUCUUAUGAAUUUCUCGUGGCCUCAUUUGACUAUUUCCCCAUAGCAGAUGCCUAGGAGCCUUGUCCUGUUUAUUGUCCUGCCAAUAGCAUUGUUCUUAACUGAAAGGUUUUUAUGAUGUAUUCACGAUUUUUAACUGUGUAUUUGCAAUAUCUUAUAAGCUGCUUAGAGGAUCCCCCCCCUUUCUAAAAAAUAUUAAGUGCUACAAAUUAUUUUCUAAAUAAAUUAAUAAUGCCCUCCUGGUUCCUGUGAAGGUGAUCAACACUUUGCUGGUGGCCGAGCCUUGAAUAUCUCCCAUUUCCACCCCUCCCUUUUUUAUUCCAGAACCAGCAUCACACAAGACCCCUUCUACGAUCUGGUCGCUGCUCGUAAGAAAAAGAUCGCCAGCAAGAAAUGAGCUCUCCGGUCUCCAUCUUGCUAAUGUUUCAACCUCAAGAAAAAAAAAAUUGGCUUCCAUGAAGUCCUUCCUGCAAAGGAACUCAAAAAUACCUCCAGAUUCCUGUCCAAGGAAGGAAAAUGACUGACAGGCUGAUGGAGGAUCUCAUUUUCUCACUCCUGGAGUAAAAAUCUAACAUGACUUGAGACUGUAGCUCAUUUGCCUGAGCAAGUCCUUGCAUUUGCAUCGCAUGGAGCAGGGAUUGGAUGCUUAUAUUUAUUGCUCAAUGAUCUGGGUCAAGGAGAAUCAUGGAAAGGAGUGACCUUUUCUUAAACUAACCUGCACAGCUGCCACUUAUAUAUCAGGAAAGUCUUGUGGAUGUGGAUUCCUGUCUCACUUGUCAUUCCAUGGCCUUCCGGGUAAUUGAGUUUUGCAGGAUGUAAUGAAAACACUCAUUUGGAAUAAUAAGAUGAAGGAUAAAAUUCAUCUGGUGAGAGGCAAUACAAUGGGGUGGUGGUGCUUGUCCAGAGUAAGUCCAUCUAUGUUUUCGGUCUACUGAGCUUGCCGUAUGGUUCUUUUGAACUUUGUCUUUUCAGGACAGAACCGCCCAGGCAGAAUCAGAACCACCCAGGCAGAAUCUGGCUCUAAAAGGUCAAGUAGGGAGUUGGUGGUUCCUGUGUUCUAGCUGCCUGCCCCAGCAUAGGGGCGGGUUGUACGUGUCUUGUCAUUUUAUAUUGGCCUUUGGGGAGAGCUACUGGGCUGAUCGAUUGAGACAUUGGGGCUUUGGUCUGGGAGGCAUGCAUUCAAGUUCUGCCUCACCCAUAACAGGAGGAGCAGAAAAAUGGCUCUCAUUCACCCUCAGAUUCUCAUCUGUAAAAUGGGUAUAAGGGCACCUGCUGCCCUGGAUUCUUAUGAAAUAGUACUGUGUAGAGCACUUUGUGCACUGAAAGUGCUAUGUAAAUUAUAAAUAGAAGUAAUAAUAAUAAUAGUAAUAAUGAAUUGCCACAGAGUGGCAAUAAAUAAAUAAAAUUCAAGCAAAUGUAAAAAUAUAUAUGCCAGAUGUACUUACACAUGCACACAUACACUGAGUAAGGGUGCAGUUUUCUACACACACACACACACACACACACACACACAGGGUUAAACAGAUGGAG
Messenger RNA from Podarcis lilfordi (Lilford's wall lizard), 39646 nucleotides. The record is from the annotation of a GenBank genome assembly. Lineage: Eukaryota; Metazoa; Chordata; Lepidosauria; Squamata; Lacertidae.